AUUUCCAUUGAGUCUCUUUGAUGAUCCGUUUCUUUUUCUAAAUCUCAUUGGUUUUUUCGUUUCUCUUUCUCUCUCUUUUUUUGGCUUAUUUUGUUUCUAUUCUAAUCUUUGCUUCUCUGUGUAAUUGUUUUCGUUUUCGUGUUGAUUUGCUUGAAAUUUUGUUCUAAUUCUAACACUUGACAACGUUUUUUACAUUUUCACAUUACCUUAACAACAAGAAGUAAUCACAUCUCGAGAUGGGACAACCUUCGGGUCCAACUGCAUCUGCUUUAAGAGCCCUUUCUAUGGAGUUUAAAUCUCUACAAGAAGAACCAGUUGAAGGUUUUAGAGUUAAAUUAGCUGAUGAUGAUAAUUUAUUCAUAUGGGAAGUGGCAAUAUUUGGUCCACCACAUACUCUCUAUGAGGGAGGAUAUUUCAAGGCCAAUAUGAAGUUUCCAAUUGAUUAUCCUUACAAUCCACCAUCACUUAAGUUCCUUACUAAAGUUUGGCAUCCAAAUGUUUACGAAAAUGGUGACCUUUGUAUAUCUAUUUUACAUCCUCCCGUUGAUGAUCCACAUUCGGGUGAACUUCCAUGUGAAAGAUGGAAUCCAACUCAAAAUGUUCGAACUAUUUUGUUAAGUGUAAUCUCUCUGCUGAAUGAGCCAAACACCUCGUCGCCCGCUAAUGUCGAUGCUUCCGUCAUGUAUAGACGAUGGAAAGAUUCAAAAGGCAAAGAUAAAGAAUAUGAAAAUAUAAUUAGAAAACAAGUGACGACUACUCAUAAUGAAGCAGAAAAAGAUAAUGUCGUGGUGCCAACAACAAUCGAGGAAUAUUGUAUUAAACAUAAGUCUAAACCACCCGAGAUGGAGGCCGAUUUAGCUGAUUUCUAUGAUGAUGAUUAUGGAGACAUGGACGAUGACGAUGAUGAUCUCGAAGAAACCGAUCAAGAAGACUUCAAUGACAAUGAAGAUUCGGGGAAUGGGAUGUAAAAGAUUCACACUAUUAAUUUUACGAUCAUCAAUUUUGUUUCUCUCUUAAUGCAACGAAUCCACGAUGAAUUACCUAUUACCAUGAUCUCCAUCUCUCCAUCCUGAACCCAUAGCAGCAAUUAAUCAACAAUUAACAAUCAAUUUACAAACUACAAUUUAAAUUUCACUCUUAUUUUGACAAAAGUAAACCAAAAGUUCAAUCGCAAUCUUUCAGUUUCAAUUGAAAUUUUACAAACAAAAAAAUCGAAAUUGAAAAACUAUUAUAACCUCAAUUUUCAACCAAUUCUUCAAUUCAAAUCGAACAAAAGUUUUCAUUGAAAAUAAUCAAUUAUUUUAGAAGAUUAACUUUAUCGAUUAUAAUUUCUUUCAUUAGGAUGAAAACGCUCAUUUUUUUGUCAAAAUAAGAGUAAAAAUAUUGUAUCUCUCUUUUCCAUCAAAUAACAAUUAACAUAUACCUCAUCUUAAUCAUCACCACAACACUCAAAUACAAUUACACAACGACAACCUCUAUGUCCAUUCAAUAACCUUCUCCAUCUCUUCCUCCUUGUCAUCUUAAUCUUCCUUCUCUCUCUCUCUCUCUCUCUCUCUCUCUCUCUCUCUCUCUCUCUCUCUCUCAUCAUAGUUCCCCUUCAGGUGUGUACUCCAACUCACCCUUCAUCUAAGUGAAUGAUUUAUUUGAGUGAAGUCAUCAUCACACCAUCAUCGUCAUCAACAUGAAGCGUAAAACAAGUAUCAAUUAGGGAACACUCCUGGAUUAAAACGAUAUCAGAUUUAUUUUUUUUCCUGUAAAACAACUAAUUAAUUGUAUCAUCAAUGUCCUCCUUUUCUUCCUCCUUCCUCUAAUCAUCUUGACUUACAAAACUCUUGCUUCCUUGUAUUCGGACAGUUAUUGAUGCUCGUGACCAACAAAUCAAAGGAAACGCAAAAACGUAUCACCACAACACAUAAAAUCUUAAACUGAUGGAAUCGAAGUCAAGAUUGAAUGUCAAGCCUUUAGGAUGAACAAUAAUCCAACAAAAAUCUGAAGUAAAAAGUGUGUCCGAAUCGAUAUUUUUAAUCAAACAAAUAUGAAAAGUAUAAAUUUAUCCAAUCAAGAGAUGUAAAUAUUUUGUUAAUAAAUAGAUGAUUACUUGAACCCCGA
This is a messenger RNA of Panonychus citri (citrus red mite), 2109 nucleotides long. Its product is annotated as ubiquitin-conjugating enzyme E2 R2-like. Gene Ontology annotation, molecular function: ubiquitin conjugating enzyme activity. Gene Ontology annotation, biological process: protein polyubiquitination; ubiquitin-dependent protein catabolic process. The record is from RefSeq and is a predicted model, not a curated record. The coding region runs from base 237 to 968 and encodes 243 amino acids. Lineage: Eukaryota; Metazoa; Arthropoda; Arachnida; Trombidiformes; Tetranychidae. The transcript has 3 exons.